Molecule: messenger RNA, 3731 nt
Organism: Myxocyprinus asiaticus (Chinese sucker)
Lineage: Eukaryota; Metazoa; Chordata; Actinopteri; Cypriniformes; Catostomidae
Product: vesicle-associated membrane protein-associated protein A-like
Exons: 6
Coding region: 129-869 (246 amino acids)
Biological process (GO): neuron projection development
Cellular component (GO): endoplasmic reticulum membrane; plasma membrane
Molecular function (GO): FFAT motif binding
Source: RefSeq, a predicted model, not a curated record
ACGCGCUGCGCAGCGCAGCGUGCGCGCUCCCGCGUCGCGUUAAGUGACUCAGUGGAAGUGUUUCGGAUCGACCGCGCUGCUCUCAGCUGCCUCCCGGAACCGAGUGUCUUCUCCCCGGCCGAACAAACAUGUCCAAACUGGAGCAGGUCCUCAUCCUAGAGCCUUCGUGCGACCUGAAGUUCAAAGGUCCGUUCACAGAUGUCGUCACCGCUAACCUGAAGUUAAAGAACCCAUCAGAGAGAAAAGUAUGUUUCAAAGUGAAGACCACAGCUCCACGCAGAUACUGCGUACGACCAAACAGCGGCAUCAUUGAGCCCGGGGCCACAGUCAUUAUCUCAGUUAUGCUGCAGCCGUUUGAGUAUGAUCCCAAUGAGAAAAGUAAACACAAGUUCAUGGUACAGACAAUCUUCGCACCCGCAACCAUCACAGACACAGAAAACAUGUGGAAAGACGUGAGACCCGAUGAGCUCAUGGAUUCAAAACUCAGAUGCGUGUUUGAGCUGCCUAAUGAAAGUGAUAAAGUGAACUAUGUCGAUGCUGCUACUAAAGCCGCCCCAGCGAUCAACUCUUCUAAAGUGGACAGUCUGGUGGUACCAAAACCAACGAGCGGCUCUCUGGACGACUCUGAGAUGAAGAAGAUUCUGGAAGAAUGCAAACGACUGCAGAUGGAGGUCGGCAAACUGAACGAGGAAAACCGCCAUCUCAAGGACGAAGGUUUGAGACUGCGGAAGUCUCAACGCAGCGACUACAGAACGACUAACUCCAACUCUCUGAUCGGACGCGAAUCCACUGCCAGCUCACUUCCCUCGCUCCUGGUCAUCAUGGCAGCCAUCUUCAUCGGAUUCUUUCUCGGAAAGUUCAUCCUGUAGGUGGCGACGGUGGGCGGUCGUUCUGAAGUGUUUUGCCUGCCUGACGAACGAUUCUGGAGCGAGCAAACGAACGAUCAUAUGGCCUGAUGAAAGAGUCUUUCUGUUGACGUUUCCUUAUCAUUGGCCAGCAGCAUCAUGGACCCCUUUGUGUAGAACCAUCAUCCUACGGGCCCCGUCCCAUAGGGGCUGACACUGUCAGUGCGAGAGUGACGGAUGACUCCAUCUCUCUUUUUCGGUUCAUUUUCUGUUGUCUUUUUUCAGAUGGAUGCAAGAAUCUAUGAACUGCUUUAUUUGGAGGUUUCGAAGACACGUUGAGAGAAUGAUGAUGUAGAAGAUGCAACCAUCUCAAAGACGUUGACGAGUAAAGACGAGUUAAAACACUAACAUAACAACAGCAAUUUGUCCCCCUUCUCCCCAAACUCCAUUUUGGUUUAUUAAAAACUCAGUUGAAGCGUCUGUAUUUUAAUCCUUGCAUCCAAACAAGAAAAUAGCACAUCACGUUUCAACCCUUUGUGUUCUGGACGGCCUUUAAAACCGCCGGAGAUUUCGCCCCUUCACGGUUAGUUUUGUGGUGAUGUCAACAGUUGGACUAGCGACACGGGUGACUCCUUCCUAAUGUACAUUUUGUUCUUUUUUCUGUUCCUAACAAUAUCAAUGCAGACUGUUGUUAUUAUUAUCAUUUAUUAAUAUUAUUAUUAAUGUACUUUCACUCAGAACAGAGCAUUUAUCCACACAAAUGUUCAAUGAUGUCUUCACUUUACUGUCUCAUACUAGACAACAUUGAAGAAAUAAACUAAAAAAUAAAAUAAAACAACAGUUCUGUUUGUGUGAUUUGUAAUUCCGUGAUUUGCAUCUGUUUAUAUUUUCAGUAUUUGUAAUAAUCAGUAUUUACUGUAUUGGGUUGGUAGCGUAGUGAUUCAGCCUUCACACCUCAAGAUGUGAAGUAAUGUUCAAUAAUUCAACGUUCGGAGUCUGCUUAUACCCCGGUUACCACAUGUAGUAUGCAGAAAACACGGACUGAAUUCAUGGAAUCUAGUCAUAAAAAUGGCGUUAGCUAUAAAACGCAGAAUGUCAUGGAUUACGACAUGAAUGUUUGGAUGCACAAUUAAUCCAAUUUAAAUUUGAAAUAUGUCCUAGUGUGAUAAUUAAACUGCAAAAGUCUGUGAUUGAUUUAUUUAAAUAAAUAUAUAAUCUGAAAAUGAUGCACUCUGAAGUGUGCAGCACAUGCAGACUAUGUAUUUAUUUAAACCACAUCUUUACGGGCGGAUUAAUAAUCACUCUGGGCCAUGUAGUGAACUGUUUAUCUGGAGGUGAGAAAUUACCGUCAAAAACACAGAAACGCCAAAAUAAAAGCACGAUAUAAAUGGACGCAUGUGUUUUUGCUUAAAUAUUGCACUUGUUGGGCACAUAAAAUGAUCCUGGAAAUAUCCUGAAAAAUUAUGCCUUGAAAAGAGUUGGAACCCUGUGAGUUGUGAUUGGUCUUUUCUUGCAUCUAUAGCUGCACUUGCCCUUUAAGAACAGUGUUGCCUUAACCCUCUUAUGGUAUUACAAUAUGGCACCUCCCUUUGGUCAUUUUUGACCGGAAGGGUCAGAUGUUUUUUUUUUUUGAUGAUGAUGAUAAUGAUACCAUUUCCUCUUCCCUGAAGAACAAUAAAAUUAUGCAUUUCUUUUGGGAGUUUAUGCUAUUUUGAUCUUGUUUACAUGUACAUUUCUAAAUUUUACCAUUAAUUUGCAUAUAUAGAAAAAAGAACAUUUUUGGAAAAAAUAGAAAAUUCAGAGCCUACACUUCUAUAAGUUGAAACAUGAAGAAAAUAUGAGAAUGUGACAUAAAUUGGAGGCAGAUUGCUGCCAUCUGGUGAACAAAAUAUAAAUAACAUGACUUGAACACCAUGUCAUGUCAGUAACAGCCAGUAGAUGACUGUAGACACAUACUGUGUAGUCUGAUGACUUGUAACCUAAUAUUAGAUUUUAUCACAAGAUAUGCAUUUGGAUAUUUAUUUGGACAUGAUCAAACUAUUAUUUGUCAAAGUUUAGCUGUUUAAAAUUGAUUUGAAGUGUCAGUUUUUGCAGUUUAUGUCAUUAUGUUUGCAAUCAAACCUGACCAUGGUGUUACAAAGAGAAGACACAGAAACAUUUUUCUACCAAUAAUUUAUUUCUAACAUAAAAAUGUAAUAAUAAUGUCAAGAAAAUGAACAUCAAGAAUCAGAAAUUAACUGAAAAUCUGCAUGAAGAUUUAUUAAAAUGCUGCUUUUGUUUUCUAUAGAAAGCAAAAUAUGGGUUUGGAACGACAUGAACAUGAGCAAAUAAUGAUAUGGCUAAAAUUCAAUUAGAGUAUAAGAUAGAAUAAUCAGAGUAAACAUUUUGCAAUAUCAAACUUUCUGUAGUAAAAAUUUGUUUUGCAAACGUGUGUGUGUGUGUGUGUGUGUGUGUGUCAGAUUGCUGUCAUCAGCUGGAAAACAACAGAUGAUUUGUAAUGCCAACAAUGACCAUAAGAUGUCUGUAGAGCUCCACUUAUUGAUGCUGUGUAUGUGUGUGUGUGUGUGUUCUGCAUUGUGUUAUUGUCUCACCCCUUCAUAUCUGAGAGUGUGUUUAGCAUUAUGACUGAUUUAUUGUUUUUUUUAAAGUCUCACCAGUUCACGUGUGUGUGUGUGUGUACGUUUUGCACUGAGGAUGUUUUAGAGUCUCACCCUGUAAUUUCUGUCUUUUUUCUGCAUUGUGGCUGAUCUAUUGAUUGCAUUUGACAAAGAUUUAAAAAAAAAAAAAAAAAGAAAUUCUCUGUUUUUUGGUAUUUCCAAUUCAUUUUUAAUGGUCGGUCAGUUUUGACCACGAAUACCAAAGGUGUCUUUUUUUUUUUUUUUUUUU